Molecule: messenger RNA, 2695 nt
Organism: Phalacrocorax carbo (great cormorant)
Lineage: Eukaryota; Metazoa; Chordata; Aves; Suliformes; Phalacrocoracidae
Source: RefSeq, a predicted model, not a curated record
GCGACCGAGCCUGCCUGCGGAUCGCACGCAGCACGCCGCGGCGCCCGCCCGCCCGGCUCCGCGCCCUGCUCGCCGCAGCCUCGCCUUUCUCUCGCCCGGCCAGAUGAUGAACUUUCUGCGGCGCAGGCUCUCGGACAGCAGCUUCAUUGCCAACCUGCCUAAUGGCUACAUGACCGACCUGCAGCGGCCGGAGCCGCAGCAGCCGCCGCCGCCGCCUCCCUCAGCCUCCUCGGCCCCUGCCUCUGCCUCCCCGGCUGCCGAGCGCCGGCAGCCGCCGCAGUCGGCGCCCCCCCCAGCAGCACCGCCGCAGCCGCAGCAGUCGACAGGCAGCAGCUUCUUCAGCUCCCUCUCCAACGCCGUGAAGCAGACGGCGGCCUCAGCCGGUCUGGUGGAUCCCUCCUCCGCCGUCUCCUCCGCUGCCGGCAGAAAGUUCAAGCUGCUCCUGGUCAUUGACGAGCCGCACACGGACUGGGCCAAGGCUUUUCGUGGAAAGAAGGUCCAUGGAGAAUACGACAUAAAGGUUGAACAGGCAGAAUUUUCAGAAAUCAACUUGAUAGCCCAUGCUGAUGGCAAUUAUGCAGUAGAUAUCCAAGUAUUUCGAAAUGGCACUAAAGUUGUCAGGUCAUUCCGGCCUGAUUUUGUCCUUGUUCGACAACAUUCAUUCAGUAUGGCAGAAAAUGAAGAUUUCCGUAACUUGAUCAUUGGAAUGCAGUAUGCAGGCAUCCCUAGCGUCAACUCCCUGGAAUCAGUCUAUAACUUCUGUGACAAACCGUGGGUGUUUGCCCAGCUGGUGUCUGUCUACAAAACUUUGGGUCCAGAGAAGUUCCCUUUAAUUGAGCAAACGUUCUAUCCAAAUCACAAGGAAAUGCUAACAAUGCCAACAUUUCCUGUUGUUGUGAAGAUUGGACAUGCUCAUUCAGGCAUGGGAAAGAUCAAGGUAGACAACCACUACGAUUUUCAGGACAUAGCCAGCGUGGUAGCACUUACUCAGACCUACGCCACUACUGAACCCUUCAUAGACUCCAAAUAUGACAUCAGGAUCCAAAAGAUAGGCAGUAACUACAAAGCAUACAUGAGAACUUCCAUAUCUGGAAACUGGAAGACAAACACGGGCUCUGCAAUGUUGGAACAAAUUGCUAUGUCAGAUAAGUACAAGCUUUGGGUUGACACCUGUUCUGAAAUAUUUGGUGGUUUGGACAUCUGUGCUGUUAAAGCUGUACAUGGAAAGGAUGGAAAAGAUUAUAUUUUUGAGGUCAUGGACUGUGCAAUGCCUCUGAUUGGUGAGCAUCAGAAUGAAGACAGGCAACAUAUAACUGAUCUAGUCGUAAGCAAAAUGAACCAAAUGUUGUCCAAAACUCCUAUACCAUCUCCUCAGAGGCCCACUGCCACUCAGCAGCCUCAGAGUGGAUCACUAAAGGAGCCGGAGCCAAACAAAAUCCCACCUCAGCGACCACCACCUCAAGGGGGCCCAGUGCAACCCCAAGGAAUGCAAUCACAAAGCCAGGAGCCAUUGCAGCCACAGCGCAUGUACCCCCCUGGGCAGUCAGCAAAGCCCUCAACUUCCCAGCCACAGCGUCCACCUGGACCUACAACUCAGCAACCGCGUCCCCAGGCUCAAGGUCCUUCCAGCACCAGAUUAUCAAAGGAAGCAGAGCCACAGCCGCAGCCACAGCCACAGCCAGCUCCACAACAGAAGCCUCAGUCUCAUCCACAACUUAACAAGUCGCAGUCUUUGACAAAUGCCUUCAGUUUCACAGAAUCAUCCUUCUUCCGAUCAUCUGUGAAUGAAGAUGAAGCAAAAGCUGAAACUAUUCGAAACUUGAGGAAAUCCUUUGCUAGUCUUUUUUCUGAUUAGCCAGCUUCAUCUAAAUGCAUCUAGCAUAUAGUCUAAAAACUACGUGAAUGUUACAUAGGUUUUGUUUCCCCUGUGACAGUACCCUUCUCUACUGUGCUAACUGUUGUAUUAAGCAAUAUGUUAAAGUUACAAAAAAAAAAAAAAACCAAAAAAAAAAACCCACACAACAGGAGGACUUUGAUGAGAUACCAUUCAGGAACAUGUAUAAAAAGCUAUAAAGAAGGAAGGGUUCUAUUAGUAACACAGAAUGCCAAAUUUGAAGGUCCUUAUCCAUUGUAAUAUUGUGGCCUUACUGUGACUGAACUAUAUAAUCCUAUUUGAGACUCCUUUGUAGAAUUGUGUUAAUAAAGCAUUGCGUUAUGGGUUUCUCCUUGCUUUACCCAUUUCCAGUGCAUUGCAAUGCAUGUGUAUUUUGUGUGUAAAUGUUCUGUACUGCAAAGGUAUGGUCUUGACUUGUUCCUGCCUCCCAAAUUUAGGAGGCGAUUCACACUGACAUUCUUGUCAAGCCACAAAAAUAAUGUGAGAAAUUGAAGCAGUUUCUUCCUCCAUAUACAAUCUUUCCAUCAGCUGGCUGUAGACUUCUGAUGUAUUGCUGAGAGUCACCAGUACACUAACUUAAUGUCAUAAAUAGAGUGUAUAUGUACUACUGUAUCUCCAUAUGUCUCUUUAAAUUUAUUUCCAAACUGUAACCAUAACUGGGUUUAGUUGCAAAGAAUAUGCAUGAUGUUACCCUUAUUUUUGUGAACACCUUCUAAUAAAUGUAAAGUCCCAUGCCUGAUUUAAAAAAAAUUGUCUUCUACAAAGCUUGUUUCAACAUCAAUAUAUAUUGUCUAUUUUUGA